CCCGGUUAUACCAGGUUAUGCAGAUUGCUUUGUAACCUUGUUAACGAUCACUCUAUUAAACAUUAACCUUGUCGUUUUAGUGCUACCCACCACCCAGGGGGGACAAAAUUUUAGUUGUCAGAUGAGAGAGCAUGUGUGCAGAUGAAUCUGGGAGUGACACAUGGAAAUGAGAGAGAGGAUGUGGCAAAGGAAAUUCAUCGACUUCCGUUUGGCAAUCAAAGGAAUCCCCGAAUCACCGACCAGGGAUGCCAGUAUGAGAGGAAAAACGAGCGCGUCCGAUGCCGAACGUGGACUCGUAAAGCCAUACUCAGUGUCGUCUGUGUACACGAGAAAAAAAGCCGGAUACACGCGAGUAUUGGAAUUUAAAUCAGGGGCCUCGGUCGGAGGUACGAGAUCGGGGCGAAGUACUAUUAUCAGGACACUGGCAUUUGUCUUCCUCGCGACAUUUCUGUGGCUGCAGCUUCACGUUAUCAGUCUCACCGGUAGAAAUUCGCCAACUCAGUCAUCACCGAAUGAAACAUUGUUUUCCCUUGUGCCUCAAGAAUUACACAGAUUCUUAAAAGACAGACGUAAUAGCUCACUGCAUCAAGGCCCUAAUGGAACACUCGGUAGUCUUGCUGAGCUAGACAUUAUCGAGAUUCAGCGUAACAUCGAGAGAGUCAAUGCUGAGCAAAAAAUUUAUAACGACGAUGCAUUUGGCCCACUGUCACCGGAUGCACCAGUAAUUGUCGUUCAGGUUCACUCGAGAUUGACGUACCUGAGACAUCUCAUUGUAUCAUUGGCACAAGCUCGAGGCAUCGAGCAAGCCCUUCUGGUGUUCAGUCAUGAUGUCUGGCAUCCUGAUAUCAAUUAUCUCAUCCAGAGUGUUGAUUUCUGUCGAGUUAUGCAGAUAUUCUAUCCGCACAGCAUUCAGACACAUCCCAGGAGUUUUCCAGGGGAGGAUCCCAACGACUGUCCCCGGAACACCAAUAAACAGCAAGCCUUGGCCUUAAAAUGCAUAAAUGCUCAGCAUCCGGAUCUCUACGGUCAUUAUCGCGAGGCUAAGUUCACCCAGACUAAGCACCACUGGUGGUGGAAGGCAAAUCGUGUCUUUGAUCAGCUCACGGUGACCCGCAAUCAUACCGGAAUGGUGCUAUUUCUGGAGGAGGAUCACUAUGUGGCCGAGGAUUUUCUCCAUGUGCUCAGGCUCAUGGAGCAAACAUGCAAGCACGCGUGCGAACGCUGCAAUGUUCUCUCCCUGGGGACUUAUCUCAAGACUUACAACUACUACGCCGACUACAGCCGUAAGUACUUCGGUGUCAACGCAGUCCUCCAGAAGGAACUGCUUCGUGGCCUAGACAGACGUGAGCACCGUCAUCACGUCUAUCAACAGCCCCGGCAUCAGCAGCUUGACAAUCAGGGAAAUCCAUCGCCUGAGACUCGGCGCACUGGCUCAACUCCAUUUUAUCAUAGUACCAAGUCAAUUCAACCAUCACCCGCAUGGGCUUAUCAACUCUUACCGAGCCUCUACAGUCAUUACCAGAAGGCCGAGGUGAUACCGUGGAUUUCUAGCAAACAUAACAUGGGAAUGGCUUUUAACCGCAUCACGUGGAAUAAGUUGCGUAAAUGCGCAUCGCAGUUUUGCUCGUAUGAUGAUUAUAAUUGGGACUGGAGUCUUCAACAUGUUGCACAGACAUGUCUUCCACCGAGCAGGGGUGCAGGUGCUGCACCGAGAGUGGAUUCUGGACUGGUUACCAUGAUGAUGCGUGCACCAAGGGUUUUUCACAUCGGAGAAUGUGGUGUUCACCACAAAACUAACAACUGCGAAUCAACGGCUGUGAUUGCUAAAGUUCAGAAUGUCCUGAAAUCAGCGAGGGCUCAUCUGUUCCCCUCCCAGCUGACCCUGACAAUAGCGAGUGUAGCAAAAAAGACUAAAUUGCGAAAAGGCAAUGGCGGCUGGGGUGACAUCAGGGAUCACGAGCUCUGCUGGAACAUCACCGUCAGUCCUGAUCUCGUAUUGCCUUGAAGAGAAAAAAAAAUGCCAGGUUCCACUGGUCCACCAGAGGAACGCACCUGCCUAAUCUUGAAUCAGUAUAGUAACGGGUGAUGUGUCGCCGAGUUAUUGUCAACGCAUCAUUUUGUCGGAUACGUAUCAAAUUUACAUUUCGUAUUUAUGACGUCUGAAAGGCAUUAUCUAUUCGCAAGAAGUUAUAGUGAUAUGAUCGCCCAAGGGGAUCGCAUAACGCACACGCUCAAGUCUCGUGGAAUUCGCCGGAUUUUUUGUUUAUUUUCAUUCAUCAAUAAUCGAGGCUAUUGAAUUGUUUAAGUUUUUUUUUACACUAGGGUUUAAGAUUAGCCAACGAAUUUUUCUUUCAACGAUGCAUACACGACAUUCUAGUCAUGCCUGAUUCAAUCGUUAAUAUUAAUGCGACAUAAAAAUGACGGACUGUCACGAGUGGAGAAAAUCGAAUGGAAUUCCACAGGUUUUCGAUAAAAAAAAAUUUGGCACAAACUCCAGGGAAGUUUAGGCUUUUAUACGCCAUUAAUUUCCUUUUCAAUGUGAUUUAAAGUUAAAGCUAGAGAUUACUGUUUUAUUUUCACCUCUAUUACUUUAUAUAUAAUGAAUUUUGCAAAUUUCGUUAAUUACUGGUAUUAAAAAUGCACAAGUGCGCACAGUCUUUGAGACUUUUGCCUGCUGUAUGUGUUGUAGGGCAUUAUGACAGACGAAUGACACCUAGUACCAACACUUAAUGAGGUAUUUAUUUAUUUAUUAUCAUUUUUUUUUCUAUUGUAACUUCAGGGGAGUGUUGAAAUUUAUUUUCACGGAUGAAGCAAUGAAUUUCGCUUAUUACGCAUAAGUACAUAGGUAGGUUUGUUGUUGAUAGUGAUGACUAUUACGGCGAAUAGGCAUUGAAUAUUUGUGAAUCGUCUAGUGUACUUGGUAUACCAAAGGACGAUGUUGUACCGUCAGCAAUUUUCUAUCGAAAUAAAAAAAAAUGUUCCUCAUA
This is a messenger RNA of Fopius arisanus, 2987 nucleotides long. RefSeq names its product alpha-1,6-mannosyl-glycoprotein 2-beta-N-acetylglucosaminyltransferase (gene Mgat2). Gene Ontology annotation, cellular component: Golgi membrane; Golgi stack. Lineage: Eukaryota; Metazoa; Arthropoda; Insecta; Hymenoptera; Braconidae. Gene Ontology annotation, molecular function: alpha-1,6-mannosylglycoprotein 2-beta-N-acetylglucosaminyltransferase activity. The record is from RefSeq and is a predicted model, not a curated record. The transcript has 10 exons. The coding region runs from base 161 to 2005 and encodes 614 amino acids. Gene Ontology annotation, biological process: oligosaccharide biosynthetic process; protein N-linked glycosylation.